AUGGCUGCCUUAAGGUUCUACCCAUCUACUGCAAUCGUCGUUCCAAGGAAGAAUUGCUCAAGGAUUCUGACAAGAUCUUCCAUGGAUAGCUGCUCAAGAUCCGAAUCCAAGCAAGCUUCCAGUUCUUCCAGCUUCACCUGCAAGGUGAACAACGUUUAUGAAGAAAAAAGCAUGGGCAUCCUCUGUUACACUGAUGAGAAGGGUGAAUUGGUGUGUGAGGGAUUGGACGAAGGCCCAAGACUCACCUGGCAAGAUAUGCAAAAUUUGACCAAAGAGAGAAGAUUGAAGAAGACAGAAGAUUGGCGGGAGAGGACGCUGCAGAUCGCGGGCGGGAUCGACUGGAGCAAUCUCCAGACUGCUGCUAGCAUCGUGAAGAAGUGA
This is a messenger RNA of Lolium rigidum, 381 nucleotides long. RefSeq lists its product as uncharacterized. Bases 1 to 381 code for a protein of 126 amino acids. Lineage: Eukaryota; Viridiplantae; Streptophyta; Magnoliopsida; Poales; Poaceae. The record is from RefSeq and is a predicted model, not a curated record. The transcript is spliced from 3 exons.